AACAGGAGCAGUUUGCCAUGAAUCAUGAUGGGGUCACGCAGGUAUACAAUAGGAGCACUGGUAUUGUUAUUUGGGACAGCUACGCACUCUUACAGAGUUUUUCAUCCAGAAGGGCCAACAACCAAACCGGGCCAAUGCCCACGUUUCCUCACACACUUUCCAUCUCGUUUGGGCUGCACUUGUGAUCAAGACUGUCCUGAAAAUGAUAAAUGCUGCACUUACCCAUGUGGAUCUAUCUGCGUGCAUCCUGAGUUCGUAAAGGCAGAGUGUCCUAGACCAAAAGGCAUGGGUUCAUGUGAGGAAAAAUGCACUGACGACAGUGACUGCUGCUGUGGUACGAAAUGUUGCUCCAACGGCUGUGGGCAUGAGUGCACAGUACCCAAAAUAAUAAAGCCAGGUUACUGUGGUCUGUGGUCAACGAACGAGUGUGGGGAUUUCUGCAGAGAUGAUGGUUAUUGUCCAGAUGACAAAAAGUGCUGCCCAUCCUUCUGUGGUCAUUUCUGCAAAGACCCCAUCUAAUCAGACAGUAGUCAGCUGAUAUUACAUCUCUGACUGCAAAUGUUUGCAUUCAUGAAUUAAAAUCUUUGAAGCUCA
Fundulus heteroclitus (mummichog) is the source of this 594-nucleotide messenger RNA. RefSeq names its product WAP four-disulfide core domain 2 (gene wfdc2). Gene Ontology annotation, cellular component: extracellular region. Bases 25 to 519 code for a protein of 164 amino acids. Lineage: Eukaryota; Metazoa; Chordata; Actinopteri; Cyprinodontiformes; Fundulidae. The record is from RefSeq and is a predicted model, not a curated record. Gene Ontology annotation, molecular function: peptidase inhibitor activity. The transcript has 4 exons.